AUGGCUUCCUCUGCCACCAUGUCGGUACUACUGGCGGUGGUGCUACUGCUACUAGAGGUGGCGCGGCCAUCGCAGGCGGACACGGCAUGCUACUCGCGGCUGUUCAGCUUCGGGGAUUCGCUGGCGGACACGGGCAACCACCGUUUCGUCUUCCCCAACGACACCGUGUCUCCCGGGCUCAACCUGCCCUAUGGCGAGACCUUCUUCCACCAUGCCACCGGCCGCUGCUCGAAUGGCCGCCUCAUCAUCGACUUCAUCGCGCACGCGCUAGGGCUGCCGUUCGUGACGCCGUACUGGAGCGGGAAGAGUGUGGAGGACUUCGUGCACGGAGCCAACUUCGCCGUGGCCGGCGCAACAGCGCUGAGCCCGGAAUUCUACUGGGAGAGGGGCUACGCUGCGGCUGAGGCUGACACGGUGCACCUCGACCAGGAGAUGAACUGGUUCCGAGACCUACUCGACCUGCUCUGCCCAGGCGAUUUAUCGGAUUGUGCGGAUAUAAUGAACAAAUCUUUGUUCUUAGUUGGAGAAAUUGGGGGCAAUGACUACAACUACCCUCUCCAAUCUUUCAUGCCCUAUGAGAUGAUUCAGUCAUUCACUCCUAGUAUCGUUGACAAAAUUUCUUCCACGGUCACUAGUUUGAUUGGGCUGGGAGCCAAAACAUUAAUAGUUCCUGGCAACCUCCCGAUUGGGUGCUUACCGGUUUACCUAAUGGCAUACAAGAGUGACAAGAAAGAAGAAUAUGAGCCAGAGACAGGUUGCAUCCGUUGGCUGAACGAAUUCUCACAGUAUCACAAUAAAAUUCUUAUGGAUGAGUUGGAGAAGUUGCGAAAGCUUCAUCCUAAUGUGUCAAUCAUCUAUGCCGAUUACUAUGUAGCUGCUAUGAAAAUAUUUGUUUCCCCUAAGCAUUUUGGAAUUGAGGAUCCGUUGGAGGCUUGCUGCGGAGGAGGAGGUCCUUAUGGUGUUUCUUUGAGUGCACGUUGUGGACAAGGAGAAUACAAGGUGUGUGAUGAUCCACAAAAUCAUGGAUCCUGGGACGGCGUGCAUCCCACGGAAGCAAUAUACGAAGCUAUUGCCAAUGGCCUGCUAAGAGGUUCAUAUACUAAGCCUCCAAUUUCUACCACCACCAAUUCAUGUGGAAGACAUGCUGAGCUUUUGUCUUCUGUUGAAUACAAGGUCAUCUAUGACAUGUAA
This is a messenger RNA of Lolium rigidum, 1191 nucleotides long. RefSeq names its product GDSL esterase/lipase At1g28600-like. The record is from RefSeq and is a predicted model, not a curated record. NCBI's taxonomy places the organism in Eukaryota, Viridiplantae, Streptophyta, Magnoliopsida, Poales, Poaceae. The transcript is spliced from 5 exons. Bases 1 to 1191 code for a protein of 396 amino acids. Gene Ontology annotation, molecular function: hydrolase activity, acting on ester bonds.